Messenger RNA from Penicillium canescens, 360 nucleotides. RefSeq lists its product as uncharacterized. The transcript has 2 exons. Lineage: Eukaryota; Fungi; Ascomycota; Eurotiomycetes; Eurotiales; Aspergillaceae. The record is from RefSeq and is a predicted model, not a curated record. The coding region runs from base 1 to 360 and encodes 119 amino acids.
AUGACGUCCCUUCGUACGGAGGAUGUUACAACCGUGGCAGAAGACAAUGAAGGACUGAAGCGCCUAUACAAAGAGCUGACUGGCUAUAAAGAAGCUGUGAUCGAAGAAAAUGGGAAAUGGUUGAGCACAAACGACAACAAAAUAUUAGUGAGAGGACCGUACGAUUUUACCACGGCAAUUGUGAUCAACUUGAGCGGUGGCGAGGGUAGUGUCAGCUUCUUCCGGGGCAAUGACCAUCUUCAAAGUUUCCCGACCUCCUCUAACCCAACGAUAAGGUCGAAAAUGGUGAUCCUAGAUAUUGGAUGCUAUUGCUGGUCGAUGAGAGAAGCUCUGGUGAAAGUGAUCAUGAAGCAGGAGUAG